Molecule: messenger RNA, 10300 nt
Organism: Meriones unguiculatus (Mongolian gerbil)
Lineage: Eukaryota; Metazoa; Chordata; Mammalia; Rodentia; Muridae
Gene: Lama3
Product: laminin subunit alpha 3
Exons: 75
Coding region: 16-10023 (3335 amino acids)
Biological process (GO): regulation of cell migration; axon guidance; cell adhesion
Cellular component (GO): basement membrane
Molecular function (GO): signaling receptor binding
Source: RefSeq, a predicted model, not a curated record
CCCGGGCACCGCGGGAUGGCGCGCGCUCCGGGCCGGGCGCCGUCGUCCUCACGGCCCCUGCUCACCCUGUCGCUGCUGCUGCUGCUGCUGCCGAGGAGGUCGCCCGGCUGGGGCGCGGUGGCGCAGGACCCUCGGGCAAACGGGCUCAGCCUGCACCCGCCCUACUUCAACCUGGCCCAGGCAGCGAGAAUCUGGGCCAGCGCUACCUGCGGGGAGCGGGGCCCGGGGGGCGCCAGGCCCCGUCCUGAGCUCUACUGCAAGCUGGUGGGCGGCCCCACCGCACCGGGCAGCGGCCACACCAUCCAGGGCCAGUUCUGUGACUACUGUAAUUCGGAGGAUUUCAGGAAGGCUCAUCCGGCCACCCACGCGAUCGAUGGGUCAGAACGGUGGUGGCAAAGCCCGCCUCUCUCCUCAGGCACACAGUACAACAGAGUCAACCUCACCUUGGAUCUGGGUCAGCUCUUCCAUGUGGCCUAUGUUUUAAUCAAAUUCGCAAAUUCUCCCCGCCCUGAUCUUUGGGUCCUGGAAAGAUCUGUAGACUUUGGAAACACCUACUCUCCGUGGCAGUAUUUUGCUCAUUCUAGAGGAGAUUGUCUAGAACAGUUUGGGCAAGAAGCAAACAUGGCCAUCACCCGGGACGACCAGGUGCUCUGUGUCACAGAGUAUUCCCGGAUCGUGCCUCUGGAAAAUGGUGAGGUUGUUGUAUCCUUGAUAAAUGGUCGCCCAGGUGCAAAAAAUUUCACUUUCUCUGACACCCUGAGGGAGUUUACUAAGGCAACAAACAUCCGCUUGCGGUUUCUGCGAACCAACACCCUCCUUGGGCAUCUUAUCUCCAAGGCAGAACGAGACCCCACUGUCACCCGUCGGUAUUAUUACAGCAUAAAGGACAUCAGCAUUGGUGGGCGGUGCGUCUGCCACGGCCAUGCCGACCGGUGCCACUCGGACAACCCCGAGAAACAGUUCCGAUGUGAAUGUCAGCACCACACCUGCGGGGAGACGUGCAACCGCUGCUGUGCAGGCUACAACCAGAGGCGCUGGCAGCCCGCUGCUCCGAAGCAGCAGAAUGAGUGUGAAGCCUGCAACUGCCAUGGCCAUGCCGUGGACUGUUACUAUGACUCAGAUGUGGAGCAGCAGCAGGCAAGCCUGAACUCCGAAGGCAUCUAUUCAGGUGGAGGAGUCUGCAUCAACUGUCAGCACAACACGGCGGGUGUGAACUGUGAAAAGUGUGCAGAGGGUUACUACCGGCCUGAUGGAGUUCCUGUGGACGCCCUCCAUGGAUGCAUCCCUUGCAGCUGUGAUCCUGAGCGUGCAGAUGGCUGUGAACAGGGCUCAGGCCGCUGUCACUGCAAGCCGAAUUUCUCCGGAGACACCUGUGGAACGUGUGCAGAAGGGUACUAUAAUUUCCCAUUUUGCUUGAGAAUUCCAGUCUCUCCUGUUUAUACUCUGAGCCCAGAGGACCCAAUAGCUGGCAAUAUAAAAGGGUGUGACUGCAACUUGGAAGGCGUUCUCCCAGAAAUCUGUGACGAUCGCGGCAGGUGCCUGUGCCGCCCUGGGGUUGAGGGCGUCCAGUGUGACUCCUGCCGCCAGGGCUCCUAUUCCUUCCCAAUAUGCCAAGCUUGCCAGUGCUCGACCAUUGGAUCCUAUCCGGUACCCUGCGACCCGCUGACUGGCCAGUGUGAAUGCCUGCCUGGAAUAGCAGGAAAGCAGUGUGACAGGUGUCUCUCGGGAGCCUACGACUUUCCCUACUGCCAAGGGUCCAACGGUGUUUGUGACCCAGCUGGGACCGCUGACUCCAGCCUGGGUUAUUGCCAGUGCAAGCUCCAUGUUGAGAGUCCUACAUGCAGUGUCUGCAAACCAUUAUAUUGGAAUCUGGCCAAAGAAAACCCCAGAGGAUGUUCAGAAUGCCAGUGCCAUGAGGCAGGGACAGUGAGCGGAAUUGGAGAGUGUGGACAGGAAGAUGGCGACUGCAGCUGCAAAGCCCACGUGACUGGGGACGCCUGUGACACCUGCCAAGAUGGGUAUUUCUCUUUGGAGAAGAGCAGUUAUUUUGGCUGUCAAGGGUGUCAGUGUGACAUCGGUGGAGCGCUCACCACCAUGUGUAGUGGGCCUUCGGGAGUGUGCCAGUGCCGAGAGCACGUUGUGGGGAAAGAGUGCCAGAGGCCUGAAAAUUACUACUAUUUCCCGGAUCUGCACCACAUGAAGCAUGAGGCUGAAGAUGGCACUGGACCCAGUGGAAGAGAUCUGCGGUUUGGAUUUGAUCCCCUGGUAUUCCCUGAGUUUAGCUGGAGAGGAUAUGUCCCAAUGACCGCAGUCCAGAAUGAAGUCAGCAUAAGAUUGGCUGUGAGGAAGUCAAAUCUCUCCUUGUUCCGAAUUAUUCUGAGAUACAUCAACCCUGGGAUGAAAGACGUAUCUGGCCGCAUCACUGUUUACCCAUCCUGGGCAAAAUCAGAUGCUUCUCAGAGCAAAGAGAUCACCUUUCCCCCGAGUAAGGAGCCAGCCUUUGUCACAGUCCCUGGAAAUGGCUUCGCAGACCCGUUCUCCAUGAUGCCAGGGACAUGGAUUGCUUGCGUCCAGGUGGAAGGAAUCCUUCUGGAUUACCUGGUGCUGCUCCCCAGGGACUACUACGAAGCGCUCGCCCUGCAAGUGCCAGUCACAGAACCGUGUACCCACACCGGUUCCCCCCACGACAAUUGUUUGCUUUACCAGCAUUUACCAGUGACCAGAUUCUCCUGUACCCUGGCUUGUGAGGCCAGACACUUCCUGCUUGAUGGGGAACGGAGACCCUUGGCAAUGAGGCAGCCCACUCCUGCACAUCCAGCCAUGGUGGACCUCAGCGGAAGAGAGGUGGAGCUGCGCCUGCGCCUCCGGGUCCCACAGAUGGGCCACUAUGUGGUCAUGCUGGAGUAUGCCACAGAGGUGGACCAGCUUUCCAUGGUGGGUGUGAGGCUGAGGAGCCCAGGGUCUGCCUCGGCAGGCCAGGUGAGCAUAUACAGCUGCAAGUACAGCAUUCUGUGCAGGAGCGUGGUGAUUGACAGUCUGAGUCGGACGGCCGUGUACGAGCUAUUAGCAGAUACAGACAUUCAGCUCACCGGGAACACGGCCCAUUUCCUUCUGUAUCACAUUUGUAUUAUACCCAUUGAAGAAUUCUCAACUGACUAUUUGAGACCUCAAGUCCACUGUAUUGCCAGCUAUGGGCCGCUUGCCAGUUCAAGCGCCUCCUGUGUCUCCCUGGCCCACGAAACUCCUCCAACAGCCUUAAUUUUGGAUGCAACAAGUGGGGGCCCUUUCUCUCUCCUACCUCAGGAGCCUUCCUCCCCUGCAGAUGUCACUAAUGGAGUUACUCUGAAGGCCCCACAGAAUCAAGUAACCCUGAGAGGAUUCGUACCACACUUGGGCCGACACGUCUUUGUCAUCCAUUUCUAUCAAGUGGAACACCCGAGUUUCCCCACAGAGGUGUUUGUGGAUGGAGGAGGACAGUGGUCAGGUUCCUUUCCUGCCUCCUUUUGUCCCCAUCUGCUUGGCUGCCGGGACCAAGUGAUGGCUGACGGCCAGGUGGAGUUUGACAUCUCAGAAGCAGAGGUGGCUGUGACGGUGAAGAUUCCAGAGGGAAAGUCUUUGACGUUGGUCCGGGUUCUAGUGGUGCCCGCAGAAAAUUAUGACUACCAGAUACUUCACAAAACAUCAGUGGACAAGUCCUUCGAGUUCAUCAGCAGUUGUGGAGGAGACAGUUUUCAUAUUGAUCCCCAGGCAGCCUCUGAAUUCUGUAAGAACUCCGCAAGGUCCCUGGUAGCCUUCUACCAUAAUGGUGCCCUGCCCUGUGAGUGCCACCCUGCUGGGGCCGCCAGCCGCCACUGCAGUCCUGAGGGCGGGCAGUGCCUUUGCCGGCCCAAUGUCAUCGGGAGGCAGUGCACCCGCUGUGCAACAGGCUACUAUGGAUUCCCGCGCUGCCAACCCUGUAGCUGUGGCAGACGCCUGUGUGAAGAGGUGACGGGAAAGUGUCUCUGCCCACCCCGCACAGUCCGGCCCCAGUGUGAGGUCUGUGAGAGGAAUUCCUUCAACUUUCACCCUCUGGCUGGCUGUGAGGUGUGCAACUGCUCCAGGAAGGGCACCAUCGAGGGGGCCAUCUCUGCAUGUGACAGGGACAGCGGGCAGUGCAGGUGCAAGCCUGGAAUCACAGGGCUUCGGUGUGACAAGUGUGCUCCUGGUUUCUACAAGUUCCCCGAGUGCGUCCCCUGCAGUUGUAACAGAGACGGGAGUGAGCCUCAAGUGUGUGACCCGGGGACUGGCGCUUGCUUAUGCAAGGAAAAUGUGGAAGGCCCAGAGUGUCAAGUGUGUCAGGCUGGAUCGUUCUACCUGGACGCUGCCAACCCAAAGGGUUGCACCAGAUGCUUCUGUUUUGGAGUGAGCACUGACUGUCAAAGUUCACAUAAGCAGAGAGCUAAGUUUGUAGACAUGACGGGGUGGCGUCUGGAGACAGCAGAUGGAGCUGAAGUCCCUGUGUCCUUCAACCCGGGAAGCAACAGCAUGGUGGCUGAUCUGCAGGAGCUGCUGUCGGCCGUCCGCAGUGCAUCCUGGGUGGCUCCUCCAUCCUACCUCGGCGACAAGGUUUCCUCAUACGGCGGCUUCCUCGCCUACCAGGCCAAGUCCUUUGGCCUGCCUGCAGACAUGGUUCUUCUGGAAAAGCAGCCAGAUGUGUGGCUCACUGGCCAGCACAUGUCCAUCGUCCAUACGGAGCCCAGCGACCCUCGGCCAGACAGGCUGCAUCACGGGAAGGUACAAGUGCUUGAGGGGAACUUCAGGCACGCAGGCAGCAGCGCCCCGGUGUCCCGAGAGGAGCUGAUGACCGUGCUGUCCCGGCUGGAAGGGCUGCACAUCCGGGGCCUCCACUUCACGGAGACACAGAGGCUCACCCUGGGUGAGGUAGGGCUGGAGGAGGCCUCUGACGCAGGCAGCGGACCCCGGGCUCACCUGGUGGAGAUGUGUGCCUGUCCCCCUGACUACACGGGUGACUCAUGUCAGGGUUGUCGCCCUGGAUACUAUCGGGACAAAAGCUUGCCUGCUGGAAGGUGUGUUCCCUGCAAUUGCAAUGGACACUCAAAUCGCUGCCAGGAUGGCUCGGGAAUGUGCAUUAACUGCCAGCACAACACAGCUGGGGAGCACUGUGAGCGCUGCCAGGAGGGUCACUAUGGAAACGCCAUCCACGGAUCCUGUAGCGUCUGCCCCUGCCCUCAUACCAACAGUUUUGCCACUGGCUGUGCUGUGGAAGGAGGACAUGUGAGGUGUGCCUGCAAACCCGGAUACACAGGAGCACAGUGUGAGAGGUGUGCACCCGGAUAUUUUGGGAAUCCCCAGAAAUUUGGAGGCAGCUGCCAACCAUGCAAUUGUAAAAACGAUGGCCAGUUAGGCACUUGUGACCCUCUAACUGGAGACUGUGUAAGCCAAGAACCCAAAGAUGGCAGCCCUGCAGAAGAAUGCGAUGAUUGUGACAGCUGUGUGACGACGCUCCUGAAUGACUUGGCCUCCAUGGGUGAGGAGCUCCGCCUAGCGAAGGCAAAGCUGCAGGGCCUGAGAGUGAGCACUGGCGCUCUAGAGCAGAUCCGGCACAUGGAGAUGCAGGCCAAGGACCUGAGGGGCCAGCUGCUUGGCUUCCGCUCUGCCAUCUCAAAUCAUGGGUCCAAAAUAGACAGCCUGGAAAAAGAACUGAGUCAUCUGAACCGCGAAUUUGAAACUUUGCAAGAAAAGGCGCAAGUAAAUUCCAGAAGAGCACAAACAUUAUACAACAACAUAGGUCAGACAACCCAAAGCGCCAAAGAACUAGACAUGAAGAUUAAAAACGUCGUCCAGAAUGUGCACAUUCUCCUGAAGCAGAUCGCAAGGCCAGGUGGAGAGGGAACGGAGCUGCCAGUGGGCGGCUGGUCCAGGGAGCUGGCGGAAGCCCAGCGCAUGAUGCGGGAGCUGCGAGGCCGGGACUUCAAACAGCACCUCAGAGAAGCAGAGGCUGAGAAAAGAGAAGCCCAGCUCCUGCUGAACCGCAUCAGGGCCUGGCUGGAAACCCACCAGGUGGAGAGCAACGGGCUGCUGAAGAAUAUCCGGGAUUCGCUAAGUGAUUACGAAGCCAGACUUCAGGACCUGCGCGCCCUCCUCCAGGAGGCAUCUGCCCAGGCAAAGCAGGCUGCCGGCCUCAACCAGGACAAUGAGGGGGUGCUGGGAACCAUCCAGAGACAAAUGAAAGAAAUAAACUCCCUGAAGAAUGACUUCGCCAAGUACCUGGCCACGGCAGACUCCUCCCUGCUGCAGACCAACAACCUACUGCAGCAGAUGGACAGAAGCCAGAAGGAAUAUGAAACCUUAGCUGCUGCUUUAAAUGGAGCAAGGCAGGAACUAAGUGACAAAGUGCGAGAACUUUCCAGAUCGGCCGGCAAAACGUCCCUGGUGGUGGAGGCAGAGAAGCAUGCGCAGUCAUUACAGGAGCUGGCAAAGCAGCUGGAAGAGAUAAAGAGAAACGCCAGUGGGGACGAGCUGGUGCGCCGUGCUGUGGACGCCGCCACAGCCUAUGAGAACAUCCUCAGUGCCAUCGCAGCCGCAGAGGACGCAGCCAACAAGGCCGCCAGUGCCUCGGAGUCCGCCUUCCAGACAGUGAUAAAGGAAGAUCUUCCAAGAAGAGCCAAGACCCUGAGUUCUGACAGUGAUGAACUGUUAAAUGAAGCCAAGAUCACACAGAAAAAGCUACAGCAAGAAGUCCGUCCAGCUCUCAGAAGCCUGCAGAAAACCCUGAAGACUGUGUCGGUCCAGAGAGACCUGCUCGAUGCCAACCUCACCGCUGUCCGUGAUGAUCUUCGUGGGAUACAGAGAGGUGAUAUCGACAGUGCGAUCAGCGGUGCGAGGAGCACGGUCAGGAAGGCCAAUGGGAUAACAAGCGAGGUUCUCGAUGGGCUCAGCCCCAUCCAGACAGAUUUGGGAAGAAUUAAGGACAGCUAUGGGAGCACCCGGCGUGAAGACUUCAACAAGGCUCUGAGUGAUGCCAAUAACUCAGUAAAGAAAUUAACCAGGAAGCUGCCUGAUCUUUUUGUCAAGAUUGAAAGUAUCAACCAACAGUUGCUGCCUCUGGGAAACAUCUCUGACAAUGUAGACCGAAUCCGAGAACUCAUCCAGCAGGCCAGAGACGCUGCGAAUAAGGUUGCGAUUCCCAUGAGGUUCAAUGGUAAAUCCGGCGUCGAAGUCCGGCUGCCAAACGACCUGGAAGACUUGAAAGGAUACACGUCCCUGUCUUUGUUUCUCCAAAGACCUGACUUAAGAGAGAACGGGGGCACCGAGGACAUGUUUGUGAUGUACCUCGGAAAUAAGGAUGCCUCCAAGGACUACAUAGGCAUGGCAGUUGUAGACGGCCAGCUGACAUGUGUCUACAACCUGGGAGAUCGAGAAGCCGAAGUCCAGAUAGACCAGGUGCUGACGGAGAGCGAGACGCAGGAGGCGGUCAUGGACAGGGUGAAGUUCCAGAGAAUUUAUCAGUUCGCAAAGCUUAAUUACACCAAAGAAGCCACAUCCAAUAAGCCCAAGGCUCCCGGGGUCUAUGACCUGGAUGGCGGCAGCAGCAACACGCUCCUCAAUCUGGACCCUGAGAACGCCGUGUUUUAUGUUGGAGGCUACCCGCCGGAUUUUCAGCUUCCUAGCAGACUGAGGUUCCCUCCCUACAAGGGCUGCAUCGAGCUAGAUGACCUCAACGAAAACGUCCUGAGCCUGUACAACUUCAAGACAACGUUCUAUCUCAACACCACCGAGGUGGAACCGUGCAGGAGGAGAAAGGAAGAGUCGGACAAAAAUUACUUUGAAGGGACAGGCUAUGCUCGCAUUCCCACUCAGCUUAACGCUCCCUUCCCGAACUUCAUCCAGACUAUCCAGACUACUGUGGACAGAGGCUUGCUCUUCUUCGCCGAGAACCAGGACAACUUCAUAUCCCUGAUUAUAGAAGACGGCAAUCUCAUGGUGAGAUACAAACUGAAUUCAGAGCCACCCAAAGAGAAAGGAAUUCAAAACACCAUCAACGACGGGAAAGACCAUUUGAUUUCAAUCACAAUUGGAAAAGCACAGAAACGCAUGUUGAUAAAUAUGAAUGACCAUAAUAUAAGAAUCGAAGGGGAAAUAUUUGAUUUCGGCACGUAUUAUUUGGGAGGAAUUCCGAUUGCAAUCAGAGAAAGGUUUAACAUCUCCACACCUGCUUUCCAAGGCUGCAUGAGGAACCUGAAGAAAACCAGUGGUGUGGUCAGGCUGAACGACACCGUGGGUGUGACCAAAAAGUGCUCUGAAGACUGGAAGCUCGUGCGAACGGCCUCAUUCUCCAGCGGAGGACAGAUGAGUUUUACAAACCUGGACGUGCCCUUGCCUGACCGCUUCCAGCUCUCCUUUGGGUUUCAGACCUUUGAGCCCAGUGGGACACUGCUCCAUCAUCAGACGCGGACGAGUAGCCUGCAGGUCAGCCUGGACGACGGCCACGUUGAGCUGAGCACUAGGGACAGCAGUGGCCCCAUUUUCAAGUCCCCACAGACCUACAUGGAUGGCUUACUGCAUCACGUGUCUGUGAUAAGCGACACCUCAGGCCUCCGCCUUCUCAUCGACGACCAGGCUCUGAGAAGGAACCAGAGGCUGCCCAGCUUCUCCAACGCCCAGCAGUCUCUCCGCCUGGGAGGCGGUUACUUUGAGGGUUGCAUCAGCAAUGUUUUUGUCCAGAGGUUUUCACAAAGUCCAGAAGUCUUGGACUUGGUCAGUAAAUCUACCAAGAGGGAUGCAUCCCUGGGAGGCUGCAGUUUAAACAAACCACCUUUUCUUAUGCUAUUUAAAGGCCCCAAGGCACUUAACAAAGCCAGGAUUUUCAAUGUCAAUCAGCUGCUGCAGGAUGCGCCUCAGGCCCCCAGGAGCAUGGAGGCUUGGCAAGACGGGAAGUCCUGCCUGUCACCUCUCAGUGUCAAGGCCACUCACGGAGCCCUCCAGUUCGGGGACAGUCCCACUAGCCACCUGCUAUUCAAGCUGCCCCAGGAGUUGCUGAAAUCUAGGUCACAGUUUUCUUUGGACAUUCAGACAACAUCCUCCAAAGGUCUGGUGUUUUACACAGGCACCAAGGACUCCUUCAUGACUCUUUAUAUCUCAGAAGGACGUCUUGUCUUUGCUGUGGGGGCCGACCGGAAGAAACUGAGGCUCAGGAGCAAGGAGCGAUACCGAGAUGGGAAGUGGCACACGGUGGUGUUCGGAGUAAGUGGAGGAAAGGUGCGCUUGGUUGUGGAUGGGCUAAGGGCCCAGGAAGUCAGUCUGCCUGGAAAUUCUACCAUCAGCCACAAAGCACAGGUUUACCUGGGGUUACCACUGUCAAGAAAGUCAAAGAGCCUUCCCCAACACAGUUUUGUGGGGUGCCUGAGGAACUUCCAGUUGGACUCAAAACCCCUGGACUCCCCCUCUGCGAGGUUUGGGGUGUCUCCCUGCCUGGGUGGCUCUCUGGAGAAAGGCAUUUACUUCUCCCAAGGAGGAGGCCAUGUGGUCCUAGCCAAUUCUGUGUCCUUGGUGCCAGAGCUUAAGCUUAUUUUCAGCAUUCGCCCGAGGAGUCUCACUGGGAUCUUAAUACACAUCGGAAGUCAAUUUGGACAGCACUUGAGUGUUUACAUGGAGGCGGGAAAGGUCACGGCCUCUCUGGACAGUGAGGCUGGUGGGACCUUGACGUCAAUCACACCAAAGCAGUCCCUGUGUGACGGACAGUGGCACUCAGUGGCAGUCUCCAUUAAAGAGCACAUCCUGCACCUGGAACUGGACACAGACAACAGCUACACCGCUGGUCAGCUUUCCUUCCCCCCUAACAAUACCCGAGGGUCGCUGCACAUUGGAGGUGUCCCACACAAAUUGAAAAUGCCCAUGCUCCCUGUAUGGAACUCAUAUUUUGGCUGUCUGAAGAAUCUUCAGGUCAACCACGUCCCUGUCCCCAUCACAGAAGCCACAGAAGCCCAGGGUUCUGUCAGCCUGAAUGGCUGCCCUGACCACUAACCCUACACAGCAGGAGAAGUCACCUUUGGAAGUGCCGAGAGCCAGGAUCUCCCUCCCCCAUUCAAAAUCAUCAAGGCACCACUGGCACACUUUUAAAAGCCAGUCUCGUUUUGAAGCCAACCGCACAGACCCAUCAUUUUGUCAUUCAGUGCGACACAUGUAUUUUAUAUAAAAAUCCUAUUUCUUGAAGAAAAUGAACAAAUUGUUAUUCAGACGUGCACACAAUGCUCUUGUUAAUAUUAUUUUUCCCACUAAGAAUUAAAUGCCUUUCAGAGAA